UUGAAGAAAGUUCAGGUGAAAUUGGUUGGAGCUAUUGAGAAAUUAAGCUACAGGAUCCCUAUAACAUUCAAGUCAGUGCCCAAAGUCAGGUACAUCAGUUUGAUCAACGGUAUUUUUGUAAUUGGCUUGGCUAGCAUGUUGGCAAUAUAUGGAGGCAUCUUGUUUAAAUAAAUUGAUUGAACGCAAUGAAUGGAAAUUCAACCAGAACAUUAAGAAGACCAACCUCAAUGAAGAUCCUAGCCCAACUAAUAUUACUGAGUUUGACGGAAUAGAAUUUAAAAUUACAUAUGUGAAUGAUAUAAUAGAGUAUCUUGCACCUCCAGAAGAUAUCCUUUCGAUUAUACAAUAAUUCUUGAAGAAUUAUAUUACUUUUCUCAAGAUGAUUAGAACUGAUAAUGUUUGAAAUUAUGAAUAACAGAAAUAUUAACUUAUUCUAAGUGUAGACAGUUAUUUGAACUAUUUGGAGAUAAACACGACUGGAGAGUAUCUUCUUGGAGAAAUCAAGACUACUAAAUGCUCUGAAUCAAUUAAGAAUGUUGUUUAUGAAAAUAUAUUUAAGGAAGAAUGAUUCAUUCUUGAUAACAAAGAGCUGGCUGGAGAUCAAAAUGGAGUUAAUAAGUUUAAAACCAUAGCAAUAGGGAAUCCAAUUUGAGUUGAAAAUAUCAAUUAUUUGUGAUAUGAUAGGGAAGUAUUAAAUCAGAUAAUAGUAUCUUUAAAAGUGAUGAUCUCUGUGAAAUCUAAGUACGUAGAUCUGAGCGAUUCGGAUAACCCAAUAAAAGAAUACAUUGAAACUUUGUUCGAGAUUCCACUACACCCAAAGAUGUUUAAUUAUGGAGGUAUCUUUAUCGAGAGGCAGGAGGUAACUUUAGAUGAUUCCAUAUUCUCUCCAUUCUUUGAAUCAACACAAAUUAAGUUCAACAAGGUUGCUAAUAGAGAAAAGCACCAAGUUUUUACUAGAAGUUUGGAUACACUGGGUGGUUACCCAGUCUUAGGAUAUCGUAUGUUAAUAAAGCUAAGUGACGAAACAGUUCGAUAUUCAAGGCAGGCAUUCACUUUUCUUGAGCUGACCGGAACACUUGGAGGAAUUUUUGAAGUCGGUAAAGUUUCGCUCUCUUUCCUUUUCGGACUAGUUUACUCAUACUUUUCUAAGAAAUCACUAGUUAAUGAAAUUAAGAAAAACACUAGCAUGCUUGUGGAGACCCAGAAGGAGCUCCAAGCUCUUAAGAAAAUGGUGCAGAACCCUAAUCCUUCACAGCAUGAAAAAGAAAACAAUGUUGUGAUUUCUGACGAGCAGAAGAAAAAUAUAGAAAACAGUAAAGAGGAAGAGCACCUUGUUCCUUCUCAAAUAAAAAAGUUUGACAGUAAUAGCUUGUCUUACAAAAUGAUCGAAGAAAGCAAAAGACUGCACUUUGAAAUUGAACCAACCAUACAGAGGUCCAAGUCAAAUCAUUUAAAUAAGCACGACAUUUCUGACCCAACAGGAAUUGCGGCAAUCAAAUAGCCAAACUGAAGAUAUCUUAAAGGAAUUUGAUAAGCAGACUGACUGUCUCAACAUUUUAUUCAGGAUUCAAUCAUUGGAAGCUAAAGUUUCUUAUCUCUUAGAAAAAGAUCCUGAAUAUAAUUCAAAAUAUUGAUAAGUCCUUCAGAUUAUCAUUAUGCAUGACCACCUAAGAGGAUAUUUUGAGUGGAAAUAGCUAAAAUCCAUUAUCCAACCACUUUCCCAACCACCUUCCGAGGUACAUUCCCAGGCAAUCCAACUUGUACGUACCCAGAAGACUCCGACCAAGAUAACUAUUGAACCACCAACGCCUACCUUGAAGAACCUGGCCCACAGAUUCAAGAAAUAUCGAGUUUAUAAUGAAGAAGAGUAUUUGU
Moneuplotes crassus is the source of this 1875-nucleotide messenger RNA. Lineage: Eukaryota; Ciliophora; Spirotrichea; Euplotida; Euplotidae. The record is from the annotation of a GenBank genome assembly.